CCUGGGCUCACCUGGACGGCCAUCUUGAAGCGCCUCGUCGUAUCGCGCUCCUCGUCUUUCCUCCAAGUCGCAUUUUCCGCUCGUCCUUGUAGCCGGUCGCCGCGUCGCGUGCAUGUGCCCGUCGCUGCAUGUGCAAAAUCUCGCGACGUGCAGCAAGGCUCCAGCGAUCGCGCCGGUAGCACUCGUCGCGUCGAUCGUGCGCCUUCCACCUGGCUUGCUUUCUUUCCUUUCACGCAUUCCCAUAAGGUCCUGACGUUGCUGACGUCAUUUGUGUUCUUUGGAACCUUUCUCGAGGAGGUCUCCAAACGUUACGCUCGUUUCGUGCAUCCUUCUGCAUUCCAAGACACGUCACUCGAGCGGAGGAAAGAUACUCAGGCCGACUCAGCGAUUGGUGAACGUGCUCGAACGUAAAUGUCACGGACGGCGCAGCCGUUGGUUUAACGCGGACACGAGCGUGCGAUCAUUUCGCUGGUUCUAAACACAGCGGGACCGGCGAUGGGGAAACAGCUUGGGAAGUGAACAGAAGACCCGUGAUCUAUUGUGAAACAAAGAAUAGAGAGACAAGUCUCCGCGAUUCGGAGAAAAUCCACUCCGCGAAGGGAGAGCGACUUAAUAGCAAAAUCGUGUCGUGAUUGUGUGUGUCGUUUAGCGAAAGUACGGUUCUUUGUUCGCGCGCGCGGGGAGUUUCCUCCGUCUUGCGCACCGCCGAUCCCAUUGUUGUCGAACAAUCGGAUCUCGUUGGAGACCGGAGCGUCCAAGAGCGACGACCUUCUCCGACGCGGGUGUGAUAACCGCGCGAGCCGGCGCGAAGCCGCGGAAUCGCCGUCUCCCUACCGGCGAUUUAAUCAGGCGAUUUAAUCUCGCGGUCGCGCCUCCGUCCGUUCCGCGUGUGGGUAUUGCGGAGCCGAUGUUAUGGUCGAACGGCUGCGCGAGAAAGAAUCGCUGUUGAACGACGCGCCGCGGUGAUCGGGACAUCGAGUUCGCGCUGACGGGAAAUCGCGCCGCGGCUUCCGGGAUGGGUUCGAAGAUCGAGUACGUCGAGUCCUCGCACAUGUACGCGACCAAUUACAUCCGCAAUUCCAAGGCGAUCGGCGUGCUCUGGGGUAUCUUCACCAUAUGCUACGCCAUCAUCGGCGUCGUCGCGUUUGUCACUCCAGAAUGGCUCGGCGACCUGGAGCACGAGAAUCCCGGGAGAUUCGGCCUGUGGACCAGGUGCAGCUACGGCGGUAACGGUGAGUUAGGCGAGGAAUGCAUCGGCCGACUGGACGACCUGUCGACCAUCGCCAACGUUCCCUUCCGCGCCAGCACGAUUCUAGUCGGGAUCGCGGUGAUAAUUGCGCUACUGGCGAUCUGCGCGAUGCUCAUGUUCUUCUUCUGCCAGAGCACCACCGUGUUCUACAUGUGCGCCUGGAUGCAAGUGGUGUCAGCGAUCUGUAUGGCGAUCGGAGUGUGCAUCUAUCCUCUCGGUUGGGACUCGCCGGUGAUCCGCGCCGUAUGUGGCGCAGCUGCAUCCAGAUACAAUCCCGGUGCCUGCGCUGUGAGAUGGGCGAUACCGCUCGCUGCAAUCGCGGCUCUGGAUGCGGCCACCUUGUCCGCUCUUGCCUUCAUUUUGGCUUCUAGACACGUGAGACUGCAACCGGAACCUUUCAACAACGGAUCCUUGUACAAAGGCGAAGUAAAUCCGGGCUACGUGAACGAGGCCCAAAGCGUGGCUGGCUCUCGCAAGUCUCUGUCCUUGAGACCGGUUCUCCUAGUGGCUCCGCCCGAACAGGACCGCUAUAGCGAGCUCUCCAGGGCGAAGUCGCACUCGCAUCACAGUCUCUACACACCGGCGCCGUCGCAUCCGGUGCAUACCAUGUCUACGAAUACUCUCAAUCAUUCACAGCAUAACUUUCAGCUCUAAGACACCUGAUCAUUGCGAGUAUAAAGGAUUAAACGGACCUGUAUAUAGCUGAGAUAUGAGGUGAAGCUAUAUUGUACAUAAGAUGAAACGGCGGAGCGUGAAACUUUUGCGCGAUUUGAGCGCAAUUGCUUAGAUCAUCGCUUAGGAACGGAAUUUCAUGACGAUGAAAACUUAUGUAUAAAACGGAUACGACUGACAGCUGUUCCAUUCAACGACUGAAUGUUUAUUAUUGCGUGCCGUGAACAUUUCCACAUUUAUGUGGUGUAUUUUUAGUCUUAUCGAUAUGUGCCGAAAAGAACUGUCUUCCUUAGACUAUUGACUUUUUACAUACAUAUAUACAAUUAUUACGAGUAAUUACUGCAAAGUUAAUAAAGAUUAUUACAAAAUCUAUUAAAUAUGAAAUUAAAUUUCGUUUAAUUAUAGGUAUUAAUUUACAGAAUAGUCCCUCUUAUUAAGGAAAAUGGAAUAUUUUUCCAUUCAAAUCUCUUAAUUCUACUCUUAGAAUCUCAUACUUGUGUUAUUUUAAUAUAUAUUAUGUUUAUGUAAUUAUAGAAAGAUUAAUCAAGCAAUUUCGUAGUUUUGAAUACUAUAUGUUAAGUUUCAUACACAUGUGUUGUGCAAUGUAAGUUAAAUGAUAAUUCAAGAAAAAAAUCAUUCUAGAAAUUUUAUCGACGCUAUAAUCCGUACCGUAUUAUCGGAGCAAUAUAUAUAUUAUUCAUAUUAUAUAAUUACUUAAGUUCUUAAGUACUCAUUCAUGUGCCUUUACAAUGUAGUGUCAAGGAUAACACUUAUGAAUUAAAUUUUUUAUCAUGAAGUUAUUCUGUAUUUUACAUAGCUACGGAAUACUCGUGCAGCUCCACAGCUUAUAAUUUUUUCGACGAGAUGGUGUAUAAAGAGGUAUAAUUUUUAUGCAAAUAGAUUCUCCUUUUCGGUGUGCAAUAUCAUAAUACUCAAUAAAAAUUAAUUAUUAUUCAUAAACUGCCGGAUCGUAAAAGUCGUCGCAGAUGAUGACUACAUCGGCUACGAUGCGCAUUUGGAUAUGCGACUAUUCCGCAUCGCAGUCAUUUUCUUGUAAACGUUGGCGCAUAAAACAUGCUGCAUAAAGACGUGCAAGGUAAACAAAGUACAUGUAUCAUUUUGACUAGUGUAUUUAAUGAUAUCAUACAGAAUAAGUUUAUAUUACGAGUAUUAUUCAAUCGAUAACUUGCAUAAUUUUACGCGACGGUCUUCGAAGGCCUGCAGCGACAAUACUUGAAACUAUAACGAAUCGUAAUUAUAUCUUCGAUACUUUUUACGUUAGCACUGUUUGAUUUUAAUUGCAGUUUAAUUAACGUCUCAAUUUUCUUAUCUUUCUCGAUCCUAGCUCUAGAGAGAUCAUUUUCUGAAGUUUGCGGACCAACGAGACUGUUCGGGCGCAAUUAUUAUAUUGUACAGAACUAUUAUUCUAAUUGUCAGAUCUCUAUAUGAGCAUUCCGUGCAGCGACGUCGCAAUAUCGCGGUAGAUAUUUAGAUUCAUCUUUGACAUUCGACAAGGGAUAUACAAAUUUAAAUUUUACCUUGUCUCUUUUUUGGCUUACGGAUAAUUUGACGCACGGAAUGCUCAUAAUUUCGCGUCGUCUAAAUCUAAAAUAAAUAUUUCAGGCGAAUGCCUACACGAGUAAUGGGCCUUUUCCUUUCAGGACGUGUUCCACACUCAUCUUAAGAUCUAAUAAUCUCCGUGUAUGGCAAAUAAAAGGGAAGUUUGAGCGUGUAAGCGUGUUAGCUUCCGCUUGUAAGACAGCCAGUGUAAGUACAGAGGGGUGUGCCACAGACUCCUCGCGUUUUCCUUCACAGACGGUUUGUCAAGCCGAUUUGCGGUGAGAUCUUUUUUUCCCAAAAGAAGCACCAUAAAUAAAAGGAAGCGCGAGAAACGCGAUUCCUUCCGCGCUUCUUGCAAGAUCGAGACGUCACCCCGAAAUAAGCAUGCAAUCGGCGGGCGUGAGGGAGCAAAACGAGCAAAUCGUUCGGCAUUAAAGCACUAGAGUUUUAUAGUGCAUUAAUUAGUCUGCGAUAAGGAACGAGAUACAAAGGUUUACAACGUUGUAAAUGCAAGGGGGGAAGGGUUGGGGGAGGCCCUACCGGCCGCUCGGUAACACCGCUAUUUAAUUCCCUUUUUUUUUUACGCGAGCGACGUAUCGUCGUAUUUUACAAGGUAUACACACGGCGUGUCCACGUAUGACACUCUCAACCGAACCGUUUAUGGCUUUACUGCGCUGCCACCGCGGCUUCUUACGUGUACAUCUCCAUCCGCGUGCUUUACAGCCGUUUGUUUAUUAGGCUUUCAUUUAAUUGCCCGAUCUCCGGGCCGUGUAUAACGGCGUCGCGCGGCUAUUUCGCACCGGGCUCUAAAGUGCAAACUACAAUGGAAACACGGACGCAUAAUUGCCUUUUCCACGGAGCGGUACACCGUCGAGCGGGCUGCCAAAGACACGUUUCAAGAUUCAGCCGGCUAUACAGGCUCGAGCUCAGCUAGAUAAAAAUAUUUUCGUCGUCCCCGAGACUUUUAUCGGACGUAUAUCGUGUUUUUCUUCGUGUCGACGGUCGUUACGUAGGCGCGGAGUUAUGUCUCGACUUCCAAAGGUGGAAUGUACAAGUGUCGAAUUUUAUUGCGUGACGCGAUGGCCUGGAAGUGCUGAAUUUCUUACGUUACGUUGGCAUGGGAAUUACCGCGCGAAAAAAAGCCGGCACGUUAAUUGAUAUUUCACCGCCAGCGAUUCGCUAUUCGCGAUCGACUAUUCAAGAUAAAUUAGUGAAAGUAUUGGAAACUUCCCCCGGAUUUCCAAGAGCACUUCACGUUUUUCUUCGCCAGUUUUAACUAGCCGUACGCAAUUUCAGAAUUAAGCGAAAUCUUAGAUUCUCGAACCAGUUAACAGCCGUGUGUACCGAUCGCCAGCGAGAAACGGCGGUCGAGAUUUGCAACGCGGAACGGGAGAAAUGAAAAUAAUUUAAUUUAUAAGUUAACUUACACAAGGAGUACAAUAUACCUCACUACGUUAUGGUUGACACUACAGUUUUUCGAUUCUAAUAUUACAUAUGGCGCUAUAUCUUUUUAUUUCACUUCACAGAACAGCCACCUCUGUCUCUCAUAUCUCUCUCUCUCGAAGGAGGAGUAAGAAGCUUCAAAAACCAUCUGCUUCUAAUCUCUUCUAUCAAACUUCUUAAUUUCUAAGUUAGACAUCUAAGACAUUCGCUACUCUCACUGUAUCCACAAAGGUUAUUCAUCAGGUGCAAAGAAAUUACUUUCAAGUACACGUGCCGCGAUACUCACAAGGGAAGGCUCAGAACUGAACUCCGCCGAUUUUGAUGAAACCGACUUUGCAGGAUUGUAGAGGAAGUUCUCCCGAAUGUGAUAAUACUCCUAUUUGGAUGCAAACGAUUAAAUGUUUCCAAAAUAUUUUAAUAAUAAAUUUAUUGCAGACCUUAUAAUUUGUAGACUCGAGUUUAAAUCCCACAAUUAAUUAAUUUUU
Molecule: messenger RNA, 5409 nt
Organism: Temnothorax curvispinosus
Lineage: Eukaryota; Metazoa; Arthropoda; Insecta; Hymenoptera; Formicidae
Gene: Lhfpl
Product: LHFPL tetraspan subfamily member 3 protein
Exons: 6
Coding region: 1016-1903 (295 amino acids)
Biological process (GO): sensory perception of sound
Cellular component (GO): plasma membrane
Source: RefSeq, a predicted model, not a curated record